AUGUCGUCGUCCUCGGCGGCCAACGGUCAAGCCAAUGGCGGGGCGCACACCAAGCCCAAGAAGCGCGUCAUUGUCGUCGGCGCUGGUGCAUCGGGCAUGUCGGCAUGCCACGCCUUUUCGCUCUCGCCCGACGAGUUCGAGGUGACGCUGUACGACAAGCAGUGCUCGCUGGGCGGCUCGGCCACCUCCUACCAGCUGCCCGACCCAGCCAAGUACCGCUCGCAAUACAUCAACGACGGCGUGCAGGGUGCCUCGCCCGUCUUCUACAACACGUUCAAAGUCUUCGAGCACGUGCUCGGCUUCAAGGCGCAGGAAGUGGGCAUGCAGAUCUCGUUCGGCAAGGGCAAGGAUACCUUCUGGAGCAACGUGUUUCCCUCGGAGCUCGUCGAAAAGUACGCUGCGGACAUCAAGAAGUUCGGCACGACGCUCAAGACGAUCAAGCGGUUCGAGGUUCUCUUCGCCGUGAUCCCCGUGCAUCGCAUGCUCAAGAUGUUUGGGUUCUCGGACGAGUUUGGCGAGCGCAUGGUGUACCCGCUCGUCGCGCUGUUCUUUGGGACGGGUAACGAUACCAAGCACAUCUCAUCGGCGAUCCUCGAGCGUGUUUUCCUCGAUCCGAGCAUGAGGUUGUUCGAGUUUUCAGAGGAUAGCCUGCUCGCGAGCGUUCCUACGAUGAUGGCGUUCCCCGAACUCGCACGUGUCUACGCCGCGUGGCACGACGAAGUCACCAAGAACGGCAAUGUGCGUGUCGAGGCCAGUCGCGAAGUGACGCACAUCGAGCGCAAUACCAAGGAAGCCCGCCGCCGAGGGGGUAACAUCCUGGUAACUUCGCGUCGCGUGGAUAAGGACGGCAAGCCACUGGCGACGGGCGAUGACGAGGAGCGGGUGGAGGUGUUUGACGAGCUGAUCCUGGCGUGUGAUGCGGAUACGUCGCUCAAGAUCCUGGGCAAGGCAGCUACGUGGAAGGAGCGCAAGAUCCUCGGCUCGAUUGUGUAUCGCUGGGACAUUACCACUACGCACAACGACUACGACUACAUGGACAAGCACUACCAGAUGACGUACGACGCCAAGUAUAACGCCAAGCAGCGCGACGACGAAGAGACCAAAAAGUCGUUCAAGUUUGCCGAGGAGAAUUGGAAGCCGCUGUAUCUGAUCAAGAUGUACGACGACGAUCCGGCGCUCAUCGAGAUGUCGUUCGACUUGACGAAUUAUCAGCCGCAAUUCAGCGGGUCUGGACCCACGGGGCCACGGGAUCGGGGCGCGAGGUCUCCUGACUCUGCACCGCCUCGUGAGCGUCAAGGCCCCAACGGUCGACAAGGCGAUUCGCAAGAAAAGCAGCUGUCGCAACUACCCUCCACCAACCCCGAGGAUCUCAAGGAUCCGCCCGUGCGAGACCACGUAUUCCAGACGAUCUUUUUGAACAAAGAGCUCGAGGAUAAAUGGACGCGCAACGAAAUCGGCAAGGACAAGGUGAUUCUCGAGAAAUGGUGGAAGCAGCAAUCGCAUCGCUGGACGCACUAUGCCUAUGUCGUCCCCUGGCUUUGGCUGAUCAACGGCGCCAACCACACGAAUUACUGCGGAGGAUGGACGCUCGUCAACAUGCAAGAGGUGGCUAUCGUUUCCGGCUACGCAGCGGCGGUUGCGAUUGGGGCAAAGUAUCCGUUCGAGGAGGAUAAGGAUUGCGCAAGGUUGUUCCAUCUGUACAAUGCACUGGCGCAUCUGAGCUUCAAGAACGCCAAAAAGGCCCUCAAGGGUUAG
Messenger RNA from Moesziomyces antarcticus, 1755 nucleotides. Its product is annotated as nucleotide-binding domain-containing protein. NCBI's taxonomy places the organism in Eukaryota, Fungi, Basidiomycota, Ustilaginomycetes, Ustilaginales, Ustilaginaceae. Bases 1 to 1755 code for a protein of 584 amino acids. The transcript has a single exon. The record is from RefSeq and is a predicted model, not a curated record. Gene Ontology annotation, molecular function: oxidoreductase activity.